This is a messenger RNA of Ceratotherium simum simum (southern white rhinoceros), 1223 nucleotides long. It is a transcript of the gene ZFAND2B, whose product is annotated as zinc finger AN1-type containing 2B. The record is from RefSeq and is a predicted model, not a curated record. Lineage: Eukaryota; Metazoa; Chordata; Mammalia; Perissodactyla; Rhinocerotidae. Gene Ontology annotation, biological process: proteasome-mediated ubiquitin-dependent protein catabolic process; protein targeting to ER. Gene Ontology annotation, cellular component: cytoplasm; endoplasmic reticulum. Gene Ontology annotation, molecular function: zinc ion binding.
AGAGGAAGGGGCGGGGCAGGGCGCCCCCCGAGAGUGCGGGGUCGCCGUCCAGACCCGAAGCGGUAACCCUAGAGACGCUCAGCAUCGCUUCUUCUCCCAGCAGGCCCCGGCCGGCCGGCGAUGGAGUUUCCGGACCUCGGGGCUCACUGUUCCGAGCCGAGCUGUCAGCGCUUGGAUUUUCUGCCGCUCAAGUGUGACGCCUGCUCGGGCAUCUUCUGCGCAGACCAUGUGGCCUACGCCCAGCAUCACUGUGGAUCUGCUUACCAAAAGGACAUCCAGGUACCUGUCUGCCCACUCUGUAAUGUGCCUGUGCCUGUGGCCAGAGGGGAGCCCCCUGACCGCGCUGUUGGGGAGCACAUUGACAGAGACUGUCGCUCUGAUCCAGCACAGCAAAAACGUAAGAUCUUCACCAAUAAGUGUGAACGCCCUGACUGCCGGCGGCGGGAAAUGAUGAAGCUGACCUGCGAACGCUGUGGCCGAAACUUCUGCAUCAAACACCGUCACCCACUGGACCAUGAUUGCUCUGAGGAGGGGCACCCAACCAGCAAGGCAGGACUUGCUGCCAUCUCCAGAGCACAGGGUCUGGCUUCCUCCACAAGCACCGUCCCCAGCCCAAGCCAGACCUUGCCUUCAUCUACCUCUCCCAGCAGGGCCACAGUGCAGUCUCCGUCGAGGACAGCGUCUCCAGUGACUGCUUUGCAGAAUGACUUGAGUGAAGAUGAGGCUCUGCAGCGAGCCCUGGAACUGUCCCUAGCAGAGACCAAACCCCAGGUCCCAAGUUCUCAGGAGGAAGAAGACUUAGCUUUAGCACAAGCACUAUCAGCCAGCGAGGCAGAAUACCGGCAGCAGCAGGCUCAAAGCCGCAGCUUGAAGCCGUCCAACUGCAGCCUGUGCUAGGGCCCUGGGCGUGGGGAGGGGGGCUCAGCUGAGGAGGACUGUGGCCCUCACACCUCUAGGGUACACAGGGAGAGGAGACCCAGAGCAGCCCGGAGUGAAGAGCAACGUGGAGGCCGCCUCCAGGGAGCAUCAGGAGAAACAGCUUGUGGAGCUGAGCCUACAGAAGGCCCUGCUGGCCUCUCCACUGCAUGAGAGAGAGCAUGAACUGUUCCCUGGUUGGGCCCUGGGAGGAUGCUGGUCAUCCCCCUUACACUGGGGCUGCCCCCACGUGUAGGGGGCAAGGAGGGGCCUGGAAAGAAUAAAGGAUCUUGGCAGUCAAUAAGACA